UACAAAUCAUGGGAUUUUGCUUUUCUAAAACCAAAGAUUCAAAAAAUAAAAGACUAUUCGCUAAAUUUAAACCUAUGGAAGAGGAUUUUUGGAAAUCAAAAGCAAUUUUUCCCGACCAAUAUCUCAAAGUGCUUGAAUAAAGAUAUUAUGCAUUGUAGCCUGAAGAUGGUCUAAAUUUGGAAAAGUUACAAUUGUUGAUACCAAAUGUUGGUUCAAGUAAAAACUCAACAAUAUAAAGUGCUUUUAUCUAGACUGUUACGAUAUUUUAAUACGAAUUUGGAGGAUCAGAUUGAUUUUAAUGGAAUUUGCUUAAUUAUUAGUAAAUUCUUAAAUGCAGGAAAAAAUGGAAAAAUGGAUUUAAUUUUUCAAUUAUAUGAUUUAGAUAAUGAUUAAAUGCUGAAUUCAAGUGAAUUCGGCUUACUGAUUAAAGAGAAUAAAAAUUUAUUCAAUGAAGGUAACAUAAGAGAUUAAUCUUUUACAAGAGCCAAAUUUAUGGCUUGGGCAGUAGAUAAUCUCAAACCAGAUUAGACAAUGUCAUUUUAAAUAUUUUUAAGGCCAGAUUAGGAAAAAAAAACAAUCGAAGAGCAAAAAGAAAAAAUAGAAAAUGAUUAAGUUUAUAUAAUAAGUUCUAAAUGGUGGAACAAUUGGACGUAAUAUGUAAAUAUGGGAAAUGCUUCUCCUGAAUAAUAAGUAGAUGCUGGCAUACAUAAUCCGUAACAGGAAUUUAUAGAAAUCAAUUCUUAAUAAUGGUUUGCUAGACCAGGACCAAUCGAUAAUCGAGACAUAGCAGGGGAAUAUGAAGAAGAAUUGAAAGUUCAAUUAAAACUAGGAUAUGAUUUUGAAUUUGUAGGAAAGGAAGCUUGGAAGAAUUUAGUGAGCUGGUAUGGAAUCACAGAUAAAAGACUUGAAUUCAAGAGAAAGUAUGACAAAGAUAAAAAGAGGGUGGAAGGAUACCCAACAAUUAUAUAAGCAUUUUAAACAGAUAAGAAUGGAAAUGUAGAAUAUAAAAAAUGGUUUAAACUUAAAACGUCUGAAGAUUCUACAAUGCACGAUGUCAGAAUUAAACUAUUUAAGAAAUUUGAAAUUAAAAAUAGCACAAAUGGCUCUGAAUAUCUGUUAUAUAAGAUGAAAAUUAAUGAAGAUUGGGAGUUGAUUUAAGAUUUAGAUGAUAAUAUUACUAAUCUCAAUAUUACAUCUGGAACAUUCUUCACAUUAACUAAACUUUAACAGAAACCCAAAUCGAAAGUUGGUAAUUGGUAAUUAGGAUAAAAAAGUCUAAUUGAAGAUCCUUCUCAAAAAGUUGAAAAAAAUUGUUUAGUAUAACGAUUUUCUGAAGAUCUUAAAUAUGUUAUUUUGCAUAUUGAAGGAUAGAGUUUUUUUGAUGAUUUUUAAAUAGAAAUAAAAUAAAAUCUUGGGGCCUAAUUUAGUUCUUAAAUAUAAGGAAGAUCCUCUAAAAUUAAAUAUCCUGGCUUAUAAAAUCUUGGCAAUACUUGUUACAUGAAUUCUGCCUUACAAUGUUUAAUAAACACUAGAUUUUUCUUUAAUUUUCUUUAUAAUGAACGUUACAAGAAUAAAGUAUAAGUUAGCAAUUCUAUAGUGUAACAACUAAGUUCUCUAACAAAGGAAUUAAAAAACACACCUGAACCAUCUAUAUCACCUACAGCUUUUUAAAAUACUUUAGUCAAGAUUUUCCCCAAAUAUAAGAUGUACGAAGCUCAAGAUGCAGAUGAAUUCUUAGAUGAUUUAUUAAAUCAGAUUUCAAAGGAAUUAAAAGGGUUUGACACAAAUUUAGAUGGAAUCAUUGAGACCCUGUUUCAAGGAGACUAUUUAACUUUAACACGAUGUUAAAAUUGUCAAUUAGUGACGGACGAAUCAGAAUAAAAUAAAAUAUUUCGUUUAAAAAUUUAAGAAGAAGUUGGUGUUUUCAAGCUAAGAAUAUUAAUUUUUAUGAAAUUAGAAUUUUAAAAUGAUGAUCAUGAAUAAUUUACCUUAGACGAAAUGGACUUACUGAAGAAAACAAUUAUUCUACAGAAUAAUGCUGACACUAUUAAAAUGAGAGAUCUAUAUUAAAAGAUAAAUUCUUUUUUAAAUCUUUCUUAAAAUGAAUAUGAAUUCGCUAUUUGUUAUAAGAAGGAAAUAAUAAAAACUUUUAUCAAUAUUGAUGAAAAUCAAGAAUUAACCAAUUUGGGUAUUAUUCAAAACCAGACUCUAAAUUUAUACUAAUUGGGAAGUGCGUAUUAAGCAUAAAGAGAAUUUGAAAAAAUAUCCAAAAUGUUUAAUUAUUCAUCUCAAGAUUUCAAGUUAAAUGAUCCUAUAAAUUUUUUGGAUCCUCAUAAUUAAUGGAAACAAGGUAAAAUUGUGUAAGUAAUCCAAUAGAAUCCUACUAAGUAUAAAAUUCUUUAUCGUUCAUAAUAACAUAAUAACAACGAAAAACAAUUUGAAUUUAUUAUGGACAAACAAAAAAUUGUAAAAUUUAGAGAGAAAAUUAAAAAUCACACAUUUGAGAAGGUUCCACUUAUACAUUAUUAUUUCAAUACAUUUAAGAAGCAAUUUAAUUUAACAUUAAAACCAAUUAUCCUUUUGUUACCGAUUUAAUCACUGUCUCUUUUAGAACUCAAGGUCUACAUUUACAAAUAAGUUUAAAGAUUCAUUAAUAUUGUAAUCAUUUGAUUAAUUUUAGAAAAACUUCAGUGUUUAAUCUCCUUUCCAAUAUUCGAAUGUAUCCUAAUAGGAAAUUUGUAAUUUCUUUGCAAAUCCAUCGUUCCCAUAUAAAAUUCGAGUUUUAGAUUAGAAUAAAAAAUGCUUAUUUUGUGAAAAAAUAUGGCCACCCAAUAAUAUUACAAACUAUCAUUGUAAGGGAUGUGAAGAGGAUCCGAUAUUAUUGAAUUUCGACCAAUUUACAAAGCCUAGUAUAAUUUUAGAGUGGUAGGAUAUAAAAUAUGCCAAAAUAUUAGAGAAAAAAAUUGAUGAAUAUGAUGAGAGAUUACUUAAAUAGCUUAAACUUUAGUAAUGUCUUGAAAAAUCAGCAGAGGAUACUAUUCUGACAAAAGAAUGCAAAAAAUGCAGUUAACAAACUCCUUUUAGAACCAAUUCUUAUCUAAGCAAACCCCCAAUAAUGUUGAUUAUAAAUUUGCAAAAAUACAAAAGUAAUGGGUUUUAAUUUGAAAGAUAUAUUGAUUUUCCGUUAAAUUCCUUAGAUAUAAAAGAUUGUCUGUAGGAAAAAGAAACUGUACUAUAUGACCUUUAUGCUGUCAUAAACAGUAAAAAAGGAAGGGAUAUUAGUAAUAAAUGAUCUUUACUUUAGCACAUUACACUGCGUAUAUAAAAAAACAGGAUGAAUGGUAUGAAUUUGAUGAUUCCAACGUUUAGAAAAUAAAAAAUGUUUAAACAAAGAACGCAUAUAUCUUAUUCUAUACUAUAGUAAACAUUCCAAUUUAUAGUGACAUCUAAUUGCAAGAUUUUAAAUGAUUUAGUAUUUCGAUGAUAAUUCAUAAAAU
This is a messenger RNA of Paramecium octaurelia, 3497 nucleotides long. NCBI's taxonomy places the organism in Eukaryota, Ciliophora, Oligohymenophorea, Peniculida, Parameciidae. The record is from the annotation of a GenBank genome assembly.